Molecule: messenger RNA, 2113 nt
Organism: Lolium perenne
Lineage: Eukaryota; Viridiplantae; Streptophyta; Magnoliopsida; Poales; Poaceae
Product: (-)-alpha-terpineol synthase-like
Biological process (GO): diterpenoid biosynthetic process
Molecular function (GO): terpene synthase activity; magnesium ion binding
Source: RefSeq, a predicted model, not a curated record
UUUGCCGAGUACUCGAUAACAGACAUUUGGCAAACUGCUUGAUUCCACCAUUCCGGUAGUGGUCUGUACUUUGGACUAUGCUCAAGCUAUGUGACCCUCCUUAGGCCUUAGCCGCUCACCACAUUUGCACGCUCUAGUGAUAUCAACUAAAUAGUAAGGACUGGAAUUGGGCGCGUACGUUUGCUCCAAGAGAAAAAGGUAGCUAGUAGCUUCUAGCUAGCUACAAGAACGGCCGUGGCUAGGCAGCUAACGAUGGCCAUGGCAAAUCCAUGCUGCCGGCCGUCGUCACCACUGUGCCGGCUAGUGCAGUGCUCGUUGGCGCCGGCUCGACGGUCGGCGAACUACCCGCCCAGUUCCUGGGACUACGACUCCCUCCUGCAGUCGCUCAACAAUAUUGGCCAUGAUCGGGUUGGCGAUCCAAGGAACUUUGACAAGCUGAAGGCCGGCGUGAGGGAGCGGCUUGUGAGGGCGAGCAGAGGUGACGACCAGACUGCAAAGCUCAGGCUCGUCGACACUAUGCAACGCCUCGGCGUCGCCUACCACUUCGACAACGAUAUCGCCAGUAUCCUCACGUCCGUCUAUAUUAGCAAGCCUCCUAGGUGUAGCUGGGAUGAUGAUGGUGAUGUGGCUUCAGCGGCCUUAAGGUUCAGGCUGCUGAGGAAAAACGGUUUCGCAGUCUCCCUUACAGGGAAUUAUCUGGCACCAGCGUUUCAGAAUGACAACGCAGAGGGACUUCUCUCACUAUAUGAGGCUUCAUAUCUUUCAUUCAGAGACGAAGAAACAUUGGACGAAGCAAGAACGUUUUGUGCCAAUGGUCUCAGAGAGCUCCUGCCAUCCAUGGAACCCCACUUGCGGUCCAGCGUGGUACAUGCUUUGGACCUUCCACUGCAUUGGAGAUCUCCUAGACUAGAAGCAAGAUGGUUCAUACACCAAUACGCUAGAGAUGCUAGUAAUUCUGACCCGUUGCUCCUUCAAUUUGCUAUGAUGGACUUCGAGAGUGUGCAGACUGUGCAUCAACAAGAACUCGUAAGACUGCUGAGAUGGAGGAAGGAGACAGGACUUGGUGAGAAGUUCGGGUUUGAAAGAGACCGUCUCAUGGAGUGCUUCCAUUGUGCAAAUGGAAUUGUAUGGGAGCCAAACCACGGAUCAUGCCGGGAAAUGCUUGCAAAACUUAUAAGUCUACUCGUCAACUUGGAUGAUGUUUAUGAUGUGUAUGGAACCCUUGAUGAACUCAUCCUCUUCACUGACACCAUUGGAAGAUGGGAAGAAUGUCCAAUGGAGAUUCUCCCUGAAUACAUGCGCGCACUUUACUCCGUUAUGUACAACACAUCCAAUGAGGUGGCUAAUAAUGUACUGAAAAAACAUGGCUUCGACGUGCGUUCACUUUUUCAGGAAGCGUGGCAUGAUAUAGCGAAAUCGUUCUUGGUGGAGGCCAAAUGGCACCAUGGAAAUCAGAUACCAGCUCUCGUGGACUACCUGUACAACGGGGCAUUUUCAUGCUCUGGCCCAUUAUUGUUGCAACAUGCAUUUUCCAUGCUCAACAUGCAAGUCAACUCAAAGUAUAUACUGACCGUCCGAAGCUAUCCAAGAUUAAUCCAGUCGGCGGCGCUAGUUCUACGCCUCUGCAACGACUCUGCAACGCACUCUGCUGAACAGGAGAGGGGGGACGCACCAUCAUCAAUAGCUAUCCACAUGUUGGAGAACAACUCCAGUGAGCAUGAGUCUCGCAAAGCUUUGAAAGACCUUACCAUUGAUGCUUGGAGGUCAAUUAAUGAAGAUGCAUUCAAACACGACCAAUUUUCUAUAUCGUUUGCUAUGGCUUGCGUGAAUUUGGCUCGAACCUCACAUUGUGUUUACCAAGGAGGGGAUGGUUUUGGGGCACCGGAUGGUAGAAAAAAUGAGCAAAUCGCUGAGUUGUUCUUGGAGCCUUUGGGACUAACCAACAACGAUAAAUGGUAGCAAGCCCUCAAGCAUUGAGAGGUGUCGUUCGGAUUCCUUUGAAGUCAUAAAGAUUGUAUUCAUUUUCGAAAUAUGUUAUGUACUCCGUAAUUAUUUUUGGUGUUGGUGUUUACUACCAUAACAGACACAUUCUAUUUACUUUUGUGCCAUAAUA